AUGGAUAGCAAUAGUCUGAGCAUCGGCGUAACUUUCUUACCCGAUUCACAAUUGUGUUGCGAUAUCACGUGCACCGAUUUGAGUAAGGAUGGGUGUCUAUUGGCUGCCGGUAGUCAGCAGGGUUAUGUUGUUUUGUGGAAAUUUCGGGAUAGAGCUCCUACAUCCUAUCGUCGAACCGUUUCGUGCAGUCGCUUCAACAAGGAAUAUGGGCCGACGGAUGAUGUUUUUCUGGAGCCAUAUUUCCUUUUUGUGGCUAGCAACAACCCUAUUGCAUAUCCUGUAGUUCAGGUUGCGUUUGCCAGUGGCUUCCGUCCUAUGCACUCACUGAAGCGUGAUGCUAAGCAGACUAUGAGUGCUUACUGUGGCGUCGAGAGUGCAGAGGAUGUAUUGGUAUCACUUUACAAGGAUAAUAGCAUAGCUGUUUGGUCUUUGGCGGAUUGCCGUUGUUUGCAUAAGGUGAAGGGUCCUCCAUUUGCGAUUCAGCGUAUGUGCGUGUUUCCAGACGACCGUUUUAUUGCAUUAGUUGGACGUAGUAAGAUAAAUGUGAUUGAUUUAUGGCGUUUGAAAUUGAUCGGUACGCUAGAGCUGGACGGAACAUGUCACUUUGACAAGAGCAUAUAUUCUACGCGUCCCAAUGCUUCACUUCGUGUUUGCGUUUCUGCUGAAUCUACGAUGGAUUGUGCUGAAACAAGUACAUUCAACGUAACUCCACAAUCAUCUCAUGCCCAUGCACGAUAUAAGAAGCCUCGUUGCAUAUUGCGGGUACACUGUGGUCCGGCUCCGUUGGAUUCACCGUCGGGAGCGAAUGACUUGUCGUUCGAGCAUCGCCGUAAAUUAGGUCCAUUACAUGAGAGAUACACUAAUGACCGUAUUAGAUCUCCGUUAUUGUUGACUGCGGUGCUGGAUAACAACGACAUCGUGGUGUGGGACUUGACGGCACCUAUAUUGAGUUAUAAGAGCAAGUAUGGUGCUUCAAACGGCCCUGUAAUGGUGGUUACACGUUGGGAUCGUCACAAAGAGAACGUGAUUGGUUGUUUUGAACGUUCCCAUCGCGGUGUUGAUGGAUCUCAUCACAUCCUUACCCACCGUCCGUUCGCACCUCCUGUCGCAGGCGGUGUUAACGCCGACUUCCCUAUGUUACGUGAAUGGAUCCCUGAACUUGAGGACGCUGCGCAUGACAUUUGUAUCAUCGACCGUUAUAUAUUUGUGAUGUUAGGUAUUCACAUUUUUGUGUGGUACUAUGACUACGACGGGGCGCUUGAUCGUGUUGCGGAGCUGCCUAGUAUCGGUGUCGAUGGUACGUUGAGCGAUGAGCCUUGGCAGGGUUUUCAAUGUUUGCGUUUGCAUACGGAUACUAUAUUGCUUAUAGCUUGGGUGAACAUCGGUCGUGUAUCUAUUUUCUUGGUUCCUGACGGCAACGGUACUAACAAGCGCUUUCAGCGUUUAUCGGUGCAGCAAUUUCCGAGCUUCAAUGGCAAUAUACAUUUGGAUGAGAGCAUCCACAUAUAUAUGUGUAAAAGCAUAUCCCCUGAUGAUUUGUUUGAUUUAGCAAAAGGCGACAACAAAUCACUUAAGUUUUGUAUGAUUAGACAUACCACGGAUAGACGCCUCAGUAUCGGUAUGCCGGGUCGCGAGUAUUGGUCAUAUAUCGAUAGUGGUUCUAUGAUAUCAGCAUGUUUUUCCUCGAAAGAUGCUGGAGUAUUAAAUUCCUGUUUAUUCAACAGUGGUGAUUUUAUGUACCGCGUUGAUAUCUUGGAUAGUGGUUUGCUACGUUAUGUAGACCUUUCUAAUGGCGACACAUGUGCGUUUUCGUCAUAUUUCUCGAUCGAAGGUUGUUUGAGACGUAUGUUUCAUGUUAAUCGCAAUCGGCCCAUAGUGUUACUGGGCGAUAAAGUCCUGGAAUGGGUUUCUAAAUCUCUUUCUGAGGUUUCUUCACCUUCUACCUCGCGUUUAUCUUCGUCGGUUAUGCAUUGUGUGAACUCCAGUUAUUUGGUAGUUUCCGUCGAUUCCACCGAUUUGUUGAUAUAUUCGCUUUCGUCGUUUCAUUUGCUUCUGGCGUUAUGUCACGUUCAUGUGGCACCUGUGCGUGCUAUAUACAGCGUCUACUCCAUAAGUCGUAGUGGUUCUAGCGUAAUCGAUGCGACGAUGUAUGAGAUUGACGAUGUAUUUGCAAGCAUCGACAGUGAUGGCUUUCUGGUACUUGUCCAGCUGCCGUUAUUAUUGGAUGAGCUGUGUGACCACAUGGCACUCCCGGUUAUCGACGAGCGGACUAUAUACUCAGACCUUGAUAUGGAUAGUUUAAGUCCGCGUUCUGGACGUUGUACCCCUACCGGCGGCUUUGUGCAUACACCUGAGCGUCGUGGCAUCCACCGUAUGCAACGUUGCACUGCUUUUUUGGGAUAUGAGAUCGACCGUGUUGCGUUUAACCUUGAGAAGGACCUUUUGUAUGUCUUGACAUGCCACGGUAUCCUGUUAUGGCGUGUAAGUACAGGUGUUUUCCUACGUUCAUUGCCAUAUCUGGAGACUUACCGUAAGGCUGUGGUAUCAAAGGACUCUUCUAGUGGUGUUGACCGUAAAUAUAAAAGUCUGACUACUUUCGCUGAUACCAUAAGUUCGCUGUUGACUACGGAUUGGAAUACUUCUGCUUCUAGCAAUGAUGAGGAUUGUCGUUACCGUCGUUACUUGGAUUAUUGUACUCCUCACGACUUGUUAUCUCUCUGUAUGUUUCAGGAUAAAUGUUUCAAGCGGCGUUUAUCAACAUCACUACAUAUAUCAUUUUUUCGACUGCACUUUUCUUAUUCUCCGGAUUCCGAUCCAGACGUCAACUUGGAUGUAUCGGGAGGUGGUUCUAACGGGUUACUUCUCUAUCAUUCCAGCAGUUUACGUCAACUAGGUUUACAGCGUUGUUGGAAAUAUGUGGUUAUCUUUUCUCGGUUGCCUGGAUCUUCUUCUAUGGGUGUACGUAUUCGUCCACGUGUCAUUCGUCUGUGUGGUCGUCCUCGGUAUCCUUUGUAUCAUAAAGUUGGUUUGCGGAAGCCACCCACGAUAUCGCAUUCGGUACCGGUAUUGAUUUUUCCUUUACAGGAUAUCGUAUCAAAUUUGCGUGGUAGCGGUGGUACUUUAUUGUCUAGGAUGUCCUAUAGCGGUACGUUCUGUUAUUUGGGUGUUCCAUCUGGUACAUUUUCGAUACCGUUACACGGUUUCAUUGGUACAUCUCGUCACUUUAUCCCAAACGAUGGUUCGUGUUCUUACUACCUAUCGGAUGAUUACUUAAGGAAGGAAAUGUUAUGGCCUGGUAUCCGUCGUAGCUUCACGUUUCCGUGUUUGUUUGACGAUCGUAAGAUUUUGCAUCAACCGGAUUUAUCGUCUUGUUUUUUAGAGAAUCGAUAUUUUUCUACGUGUAUGCUACUUCGUGAUGUUGUUUCUACAUUCCAUUCUCAUUCAAGCGGUUCAUCAUUUUGGUUACGUUAUAUCGACGUUUGGUUAUUGAUGCAUGUUUUGGUUUUGUGCACGUGUAAAAAGGGUUAUGGAUUGUUACACAACCAGCUGAUUGUUGCAUUUCGGUAUAUGUCAGCUCAUACUCUGCAUCUUCAUGUCUGUCGUGCUUUUGCUAUAUUGCGUUGUUUCAACCGUGUUUCAAAGUCGUCGACAGCUAAGUUUACUACUAUUUGCGUCUGUCAUUGUCAGGGUACAACGUUUAGUUUCGGUAAGCGUUGCGGUCUUUGUUCGCGUCGUUGUUACAAUAUUGAUGUUGGUAACGUGCCGCCUCCGGAGCAGCCAUAUUCUUGGGAAGAGGAUGCAUCGCUGAUGUUAUUGGUCGUUGUUGCUAUGGAUAACGGAUUAUCAUGUCUUUGUGAUUUCGUUUACAUUUGUGGUGAGCUGCGUCCAUUUGUUGCUUAUGUGACCCAGCUGAUGUUCCGUCAUAUGUUUAUGGUUGACGAGCAUCCUCGUACUGCUUUGGGCAUUGGUUCUGAGCAUCGCACGUUUGACAUCCGUGAGUACUGUAUAGAGAUGUUUGCUCUUGGUUUCGCAUCUGUUUGGACGUUGGAUUUGUUAGACAGUUGUGGUAUAUUAGUUUCUUCAUUUUGCAAGAGCCGGGUGCAUUCUAUAGCGCGUUCUCUUUACAAGUCUGACGGUGGUCAGGGUCCAUCCGUUCAAUUUGCGCUUAGUGUGUUAUCUAUGUAUCGUGCUAGUAAGAGCAAUCAUUGGUUAACAGUUUUGCGGAAGUGUUUUUUGUUGGACACGUGUAUGAUGAUCCGUCUAAUGCGUUGGAUAGUUCGUGAGCGUCGUUUGGAUAAAUGGUACAUUGAGACGUCUGUGAACCUUCUUAUUGAGUUUGUGACUGAGAUCGGUGAGCAGGCUGUUCAGCAUUUACCUGAUGUCGUUGUGAUAAUCGUCCGUUGUUUGGACCCUUCUGACAGCAGUGUUCGUUUAUUGAUGUUGAAACCUGCUACGUCUGCGUUAUUUCAUCUGGUAAAGAACUUUCCGAUGGUCGCAUUUUAUCAAGAGACUCAGCGUUUUGCUGUGGGUUCUGCCAGCGGUCAUGUGGUAAUUUAUGACCUUCGCACGGCUACGAAAUGCCGUACCUUCGGUGGUGAGCUGAAGAACGUGGCGUCUGUAGCUUUCAGCGCUACUGGUGAGUAUAUUUCUGCUUACUACAGGGACCCUCCGUGUUUGGUCAUUUGGAACUGUUCUCCGUCUGGUCUUUUGGGCAGUUUGCUUCACAGCAGUAACAAGGACCGUAUGAUAAUAAAGCUCAAGCCUGUGGAAUGUAGCCCUACUACAACGGCAAUGGUAUGUUUUUUAAUGAAUAUUAUUAUUAUUAUUAUCAUUGUUAUAUAUUUGUAA
Molecule: messenger RNA, 4848 nt
Organism: Babesia sp. Xinjiang
Lineage: Eukaryota; Apicomplexa; Aconoidasida; Piroplasmida; Babesiidae
Product: WD repeat-containing protein 7
Exons: 1
Coding region: 1-4848 (1615 amino acids)
Cellular component (GO): cytoplasm
Molecular function (GO): protein binding
Source: RefSeq, a predicted model, not a curated record